This is a messenger RNA of Salvelinus sp. IW2-2015, 2900 nucleotides long. Its product is annotated as RING finger protein 122-like. Lineage: Eukaryota; Metazoa; Chordata; Actinopteri; Salmoniformes; Salmonidae. The record is from RefSeq and is a predicted model, not a curated record.
AAUAAGUGAUCCAGUGUUCUCCACUCCACAGAUGCUGUGUCAGAUUGAAGACGCUUGGCGAAAUAUCCAAUUCAUGAAGGAUAAAUCACUGUAAACCUAUUUAAUUGAACUGGAGAAGGGUGAAUUUAUUUUCGUAGAUGGCAACAACACCAUCUCAAUGAUGAACUGCCGCGUAAAUGGUUGCACCAUUGAACUUUCUUUUUUUUUACGCAAACGACAUUACAGAUAGCCGGCAUUUAGCGCAAUAGUGUGUUUUUAUUGGAUCUAGGUUCAAAUUGUCUCUUUUUGCCUGAAUACCGAAUCAUAAGGUGAUUUGAAAACAGCCAACUGCAGAUACGGAUAGGCCCCACCGCCACUUCGUAAUAUAAACCGUUUGUUGAUGAACACGAAUCCAUUCUCAUCCAGGACCACCUCCUGUGCAUUAAUGCACCCGUUUCAGUGGUGUAACGGGUGCUUCUGUGGUCUGGGCCUGGUCUACUCCGACAAGUCGUGCACCAUGCCUCCCAUAACCUUCCAGGACCUGCCCCUCAACAUCUACAUGGUCAUCUUUGGAACAGGCAUCUUUGUCUUCAUCCUCAGCCUCAUCUUCUGCUGCUACUUCAUCAGUAAACUACAACACCAAGCCCAGGGUGAGAGGUUUGGCUACAGAGAGGUUGUUUUAAAAGGAGAUCCUAAGAAGUUGAAUCUCCAUGGGCAGACGUGUGCUGUCUGCCUGGAAGACUUCAAAGUCAAAGACGAGCUGGGUGUGUUGCCAUGCCAACAUGCCUUUCACAGGAAGUGUCUGGUGAAAUGGCUGGAGGUGCGCUGUGUGUGCCCCAUGUGUAACAAACUUAUCGCAGGACCCCCAGAACAGCGCCACAGCAUAGGAACACUACUGGACGAACUGGUGUAACCAUAGCAUCCAGCACGGAGGGGGCUCUGCAAGCCGAUGUAACCUAGCUCUAACAGGAAGAGAACACUGUUAUCUGGUGUAACCUAGCAACCAACAGAAAGUGGACGCUGUUAUCUGGUGUAUCCUAGAAACCAUCCACAGAUUACUGUGAAAUGGUGUAACCUAGCUACCACCUGGAGAGGACUAUAAGAACUGCUGUUACCUAGCAACCAACACAGAGCUGCAGACAGGAGUCUACACCACACUCUGUCUAAUCUUGUUCCCAGACACUUCCGCCUUAAUGCACGAAGAGUCUGGUGGACCAAAGCGUCAAACUUGGCUUUUGUUAGCAAAUAGAAAGGCCAGGAGAAACUCCUAGCGCAUAGGCAUUGGCUUAAUCUACCAACCAAUCAUCUCCCACAGCACCUUCCACCUAACCCUCUCUCCAUACGUGUCUUGCCUCCAUUCGGAGUCACGCCUCGCAGUCGUGUGAUUCGCUCAAAUUAAAUGAUGACUAAUACUUUACUCAGUAUGGUCACUCCUAUAGAAUUCUAUGGUCACUCCCACUAAGGCCAACUUUGAAUCAUUGGUAUCCCAGGCGUAUUUGUGCUGUGUUUGGAUCACUUGUUAUAGUUCUUGUUCAUAACAUAUGUAUACCAUGUUUGUUUUCUAUUGUUGUACAUGGCUCAAGGGAAUGUGAAUAAUGUGCAUGACCCUCUCACAAUUUCUUUUUUGGUUUAAUGACAGAAACGUGUUAUUUUUUCAGAAUGUAGACGUUGAUGUUUUGCACUCUAACACUCUGACAAGUUUUUUGGAAACCUAUUACCAUUCUACAGUACAGCAAAUGUAGUUAAAGACUAUUCUCAACAAUAUAUUUGUGGAGCGCAGGUGGUUUGGUGAACCAUGCGCACAUGUUUUAGAACCACCUGAAGACUUGUUUUAGCUCCCAGCAUUAACACCUAGGCUUUAGCUCAGUAGUCUAUUGUGGACCUGAGAUAUGCAGACAGCCUGGUUUUGACACCUAGCCAAUCACAUUGAUGGAUUGAGACAUCUAAGAAAUCAAAGGCACUACACCUGCUGUUUUCUUUCGUAUUACUGCUGUAGUAAAGCUGUAACGUGACUUUCAUAAAGCAAAGGGUUCUUCACAUUUCAAUCAAGUUACAGUAGAGUUUAGAGAGUUUCACUGUUUUUGUGUGAUUCUAUCUCAAGAACAACUCAGCCACAUGGAAUACAUUGUAUACUUUUUGAAUAAUAUGUUUUUACAUUUCUUGACGGUGGCGUUCAAUGGCUCCUUUUCACACAUUUCUGUGGAGUAAUCUGUAUUUUAAAACGGUUUUACCAGUUGAACACAGACCAAGUAAGCACUGCCUAUAUUGAGCACAAAAGCACAUGAACACUCCCCUAUAGUCUCUGCAUUAAGAAUGGACUGAAUGAAUCAUCGCUUUGUUUGAUUGCACUUAUGUAAUGUGUGACUGUGCCAAUGAAGUACAGCACAGUAUUCACCGUGGGAUGAAGACAAUUAUAAACCCGGGUAGAGUUUAUAGAGUUUGAUUCCUGGAUGCUGAUUGGCUGAAACAGUAUUUCAGCCAUGUGUAUAUCAGACAAUAUGCCACGGGUAUGACGCAAAAAUACUUGUUUACUCUUCUAAUUCUGUUGGUAACCAGUUAUUAAUAGCAGUUACUGCCCAAGUCUGUUUGGGAUAUUACAACAAGGAACACUUUUUUUCCCCUCUCAGACAUUGCACGCACGUUAGAAGAGCAGAAUAUGUGCUGCAAAAAAAAUGUUGCACUCUGUUCGAAUCUCUCACCUCCGUUUCAUCCACAAAACAAAAACAAUAACAAAGGUGCCGGGGCGAACAGUGGCGCUGUUUCCCUGAUGCGGAUUCCAUCUUUAAAUAUAGCACCCCCUACAGCACCUACAGAGAUUUGCUUUUUCCCACACCAGCCACAUUCCACGUUUUUGGUGUGCGUCAAUAAAUAUGACUUUAAUAAAUGGAGGGGUUUCCCCUUCAUCUCAGUUUGUUACUUUA